This is a messenger RNA of Momordica charantia (bitter melon), 2308 nucleotides long. RefSeq names its product cytochrome P450, family 86, subfamily B, polypeptide 1 (gene CYP86B1). The record is from RefSeq and is a predicted model, not a curated record. Lineage: Eukaryota; Viridiplantae; Streptophyta; Magnoliopsida; Cucurbitales; Cucurbitaceae. Gene Ontology annotation, molecular function: monooxygenase activity; iron ion binding; heme binding.
UUUCUCUUGUUCUUGCUCAAAUUCAUCUUGCAAAUAGUUAAUUGAAAACAUGUGUGCAUUUUCAAGUCAACAACAAAUUCUACCUUUACAAAUGAAACCACAACCAAUCAUAAAUUUUCAAAAUAACGUUGAAAACAAUAUCUGUUUUCUUGGUCAUGGCUGAUAAAUAGAAGUUAGCUUAUCUAGGCCAUCUUCCUCCUCCAAGCAACAUAGAAAACCAAACAUUUUCAGCUCACCAAAUUGAAACCAUUUUUUUGGGUUAAAAGAAAAUGUAGAAACAAACAAGCCAACUUUGCAUGCCUUUUGUUGCCUUAUAUUGCAUGACUAUUCCACUUAUUAUCACCUUUUUUAACCAAAACUUCCUCCAAUGUUUUCCAAUGCAAUUCCAUUCCUUCAUCACAAACCUAUGAUGGAUUCCAGCAACCUCUCCUCCUCCUCCUCCUCCCUGCCCCCUCUAAUUUCCUCCGGGAAGUUCGGGUUCCGGCAGCUCCUCGAUGUCCAAAUCUUAGAGAUCUUCUUUGCUCUUUUCGUGUUCCUGGCCAUCCAUGUCGUUAGACAGAAGCGACGUUACGGCUUGCCAGUGUGGCCAGUUGUUGGGAUGUUACCAGCUCUGAUCACGGCGGCGCGUGGGAACCUAUACGAAUGGAUAACUGAACUCCUCCGCCGCCACAAGGGGACAUUUCAAUUUCACGGCCCGUGGCUGAGCAGCCUCAACUGCGUCGUCACCGCCGAUCCACGGAACUUGGAGCAUCUUCUCAAGACCAAAUUUCCCUCCUACCCUAAAGGGCCGUUCUUCCGCGACACGGUGAGGGACCUCCUCGGGGACGGGAUAUUCGGCGCCGACGAUGAGACGUGGCAGAGACAGAGGAAGACGGCGAGUAUAGAGUUUCACUCGGCAAAGUUCCGGCGGAUGACGGUGGAGUCGCUGGUGGAGCUGGUGCACCGGAGGCUUGAAGGGGUGUUGGAGGAUUACGCCGGACGGCCGGCGGCUGUGGACCUGCAGGAUGUGCUUCUGAGGCUGACGUUCGAUAAUGUGUGUAUGAUUGCCUUUGGGGUGGAUCCCGGCUGCUUGCGCGGCGGCUUGCCGGAGAUUCCAUUUGCUAAGGCUUUUGAGGACGCUACAGAGGCCACUGUGUUGCGCUUCAUCACACCUACAUUCAUAUGGAAAGCCAUGAGGUACCUGAACUUGGGAAUGGAGAAGAAGCUGAAGCUAUCGAUAAAGGCCGUCGACGAAUUUGCAGAGAACGUGAUUCGAACACGGAAGAGAGAACUCUCCGCGGCGGCGCAACCGCAAGCCGAGAAUCAAAGAUCCGAUCUAUUGACCGUGUUCAUGAGGCUGCGGGACGAGCAAGGGCGGCCAUUCUCCGACAAGUUCCUCAGAGAUAUCUGCGUCAAUUUCAUACUCGCAGGACGAGACACAUCUUCUGUCGCAUUAACCUGGUUUUUCUGGUUGCUCGAUCAAAAUCCUGAUGUGGAAGAGAAAACUCUCGCAGAGAUUUGCCGAAUCGUCGGCGAACGAGAAGAGGCCCAAACCGGAGAGCUUCGAUUCGAUUCGUUGAUGUUCAAGCCAGAGGAAAUCAAGAAAAUGGAGUAUUUGCACGCCGCAAUUUCCGAAGCCCUAAGAUUGUAUCCUUCAGUACCCGUCGAUCAUAAAGAGGUCGUGGAGGACGAUGUAUUCCCCGACGGAACGAUUCUGAAGAAAGGAACGAAAAUCAUCUACGCAAUAUACGCGAUGGGAAGAAUGGAAGCGAUUUGGGGGAAAGAUUGUCGCGAAUUCAAACCUGAGAGAUGGAUGAGAGACGGCCGGUUCAUGAGCGAAUCGGCGUAUCGAUUCGCCGCCUUCAACGGCGGACCUCGGCUGUGUCUAGGAAAGGAUUUCGCGUACUACCAAAUGAAGUACGUCGCCGCUUCGAUCAUCCGCCGGUACCGGGUGACGGUGGCGGCGGGCCAUCCGGUGGAGCCGAAGCUUGCCCUAACUUUCUACAUGAAGCACGGGCUGAAGGUCAAUUUGAUUAAGCGCGAAGAGGGGCAGAUUCGGAAAUUCAUGAAGUUAAAUUGAUUAAAGCCCUAAAAAUUCCAUGGGAGUGUUAAUAAUUUGGAAUAAUUGUAAUUUCUUUUUGUUCCUUUUCUUUUUUCAGAUUGGAUGAAAAAUGUUUCGUUGUAUUGUUUUUAGAAAAAAAGAGUGAGAAAAGGAAAAUUUAGGGCUGGAAUUAUGCUUUGAUUGAUAUAUUUUGGUUUCGGGAUUAUGUACUUAUGUAGUAAAUAAAUGACUUUGACAUGAAUGUAUAUUUUUCAAACUUUUUUUUUA